UAAGGCGUAUUUUAAACAUUCAAAUUGAACAUUUCAAUCCAGCUUGAAUUCUUGCUCGACCAACGUUUUUGACAUUCACGCGAUUGCGUGUGUGUGUGUGUGACCGCUAGUUUCAUGUUUCGCUCCACUAGCUGUGCCGCUCACAAAUCGGUUCUGGAGCAAGUUUUUGUUCUGCACGCUUCAUCCAUUCACCGUACUAGUGGCAACAUUAUAUUAGAUUGCUUUUGUGGCAUUGCAUAGCUAUCCGUUAACGGGUUCGUUUUUAUUUCCAUCAAAUUCCUUCGCGAGGUGCUUCAUCGCUCGAAACGGACGGCAACACACGUAAACAAAACGCGCAGCUCACUUAUCUAAAAAGACGAUUGAACAGCGAUGAGUCGCGCUUAGAUAAGGGUAUCGUUGUUCGUCAUCUUUCCCUGCUAACAAAACAAAAGCGCACUUCGACCAUCACCGUCGUCAUCAUGUCCGAGGGGGAAUGCAUUCCAUCGAACCUGCCGGCCGGAGUGUUACAGCUAGAGAACCAGGUAGCCGGUCAUACCGCAGCCCAAGGUUGCCUCGGACUGCUGAAAACCACCAGCGAUGGGACGAUCCUCAAACCAACCGGCAAGGUACUGUGUGGCCUGCGCGAGAUAGCGUUCUACGAGCGUUUGCAGGAAGCACGGAACCGCAACACCGAUCAAGCAACCGGCGACGAGCCGACCGAUCUGUGGACGGUACUGUGUCAGGUGGUGCCUCGAUACUAUGGCCAUCCGAAGCUUACCAUCGACCGGAAGGAGGUCGAGUUUAUCCAGCUCGAAGAUCUAACCGAAGGUCUCAAGUGGCCGUGCAUUAUGGACGUGAAGAUUGGGCGCCGCACCUGGGAUCCACUGGCAACGCCGGAAAAGCGCAAGGCGGAGGAAAGCAAAUACAGAGCAUGCCGGCAGCGAUUCGGCCUGUGCAUUCCCGGCUUUCAGCUAUACUCGGUGCGGGACGGCGGACAGCUGAUCCGGCACGGAAAGGAUUACGGCAAACAGCUUACCGAGGACAACAUUCGUGAUGCAUUCCUGCUCUUUUUAAAUGCAACCGAGACGGGACGUGUUUCGCGGACGCUGCUGCAACAGUUUCUACACGAUCUGCACCUGAUACGCGACUGGGCCCGCAAGCAAACCACGUUCCGGCUGUACUCUAGCUCGGUACUGCUCGUGUACGAUGCGGCCCGGCUCGCCGCGGCUCGUUCGGAGCUACAGAGAGCAAGUCUGACCAACGCCAACGGAACGCUGCUGCUGACUGCAAAGGCACGAAUGAUCGACUUUGCGCACGCAUUCCCGACCGAAGCGGGCGAAGCAGACACCGUGGAUGAGAACUACCUACAGGGAGUAGACAGUCUGGUGGAGAUAUUCGAACAGUUUCUUGCCACCGCCAAGGACGACUAAAGACUGGAGGAGUAGAGCUGGGUUGUUUUGUAAGGUAGGACUUCGCUACUGUAAGUAGUGGUUUGUCCCUCCUGACAUUGGCUUCAUCCUUUAAUUUUUCCUAAAACACAAAAAAAACCAAAAGCGCUUUACUUCUAUUGGCCACGGCGCCGAAGUGCCAUGCUGGGUUCACCCUUCCAAGUGGUUUUAAGUAUUGUUUCCUUACUGUGAAUGAUUUAAAUACGUUAAGCAAUUCGAGUGAGAGGUCAUCGAUGAUACCAAACUAAUCCGACAAGAAUCUAAUGUCGCUUCUCAUCGGGCGCCAAUCAAUAAUGGGUAGGAUCUCGAUGUCUCCUGUGUCCUUCCAGUACUACUGCGCCAUACCAAAGCAGCAAAGCGGCAUAUACUUACAGGAUAGCACAAGGGAAACAGGAGUGCAAACGGGAGCACAUGGCAAGGUUUCCACGACACAAAAAAAAACUGGUACAUUAUGGAACUUUAGGUUAAGAUAUGCUAACCACAAAUGUAUUAUUUAAUCGUGAAUAAAUGGCACAUCAUUAAGGCUGA
This is a messenger RNA of Anopheles stephensi (Asian malaria mosquito), 1955 nucleotides long. RefSeq names its product hydroxyacyl-coenzyme A dehydrogenase, mitochondrial-like. Gene Ontology annotation, molecular function: (3S)-3-hydroxyacyl-CoA dehydrogenase (NAD+) activity; NAD+ binding; inositol-1,4,5-trisphosphate 3-kinase activity. Lineage: Eukaryota; Metazoa; Arthropoda; Insecta; Diptera; Culicidae. The transcript is spliced from 3 exons. Bases 459 to 1409 code for a protein of 316 amino acids. The record is from RefSeq and is a predicted model, not a curated record. Gene Ontology annotation, cellular component: cytoplasm; nucleus; mitochondrion. Gene Ontology annotation, biological process: fatty acid beta-oxidation; inositol phosphate biosynthetic process.